Molecule: messenger RNA, 2324 nt
Organism: Chaetomium strumarium
Lineage: Eukaryota; Fungi; Ascomycota; Sordariomycetes; Sordariales; Chaetomiaceae
Product: glycosyltransferase family 55 protein
Exons: 1
Coding region: 481-2058 (525 amino acids)
Biological process (GO): mannosylglycerate biosynthetic process
Cellular component (GO): cytoplasm
Molecular function (GO): mannosyl-3-phosphoglycerate synthase activity
Source: RefSeq, a predicted model, not a curated record
AACUUAACUACCCCUGCGCAAGUUGCCCGACCCAUGACGGGCUUUAGCGAAGUGAUCGAAGUUAGCGUACCGUUGCCACGGGUCCGGCAGCCGGCUAUCCACCACUAGUGUGGGACAAAGUGCCACGCACGUCGUGAUCGUGAGCGUUGUGCUACCUUGGAUGUUUUGGAACUUGUGCAACCUGCCGCUCACAUCUCUGUCGAUGUUCCAUUCACCUCUGAGUAGCUCCCAUCAGACGGCCUCUUGUGCCGCAGGCCUGCAGGCAACAACAUGAUGUUGUGCUGUUCUGGUCGUUCCUUCCCUUUGGCUUCAAGUUCACAAAGGGGCAAGAACGUUGAGAACAAUGAGGGCCACAGAGGCUUGACCAUGGCUAGAACCGACUUGGACCAAACCACUUUCACAGUGCCAUAACCUUCAUCCUGUGGACGGCUCUUAUCCUGCUUGUGUUGUCCUCCUCCGAACCCCCAAGAAAUAGGAACAAUGUCGGCCGCCGUGAUCAGCUCGCCUAUGCGAUCAGGCUAUCCUGCUCUGCCUGAGAUGCCCGUCGUUGCAACAGCGGCUCUGGCAGCAUUCAACGGCCUCCAGGAGAACCAGAUAAAGACCACAACGGGAGGCGGGAAUAUGCGGUUGACAGUUCCCGCCAAAAGUCGCAGUUUCGGCUUGCUGCACAUCGCUGAGGAGGUUCGCGUCUUGGAACUCGAUGGCCAAGAUCCGGGUGGUAAGAUGGGAGAAACAAAAGUCGGUCAAGAUCAGAACGAAAAGGCAAGUGAUGCCAACACGUUGUGUCUCAUGAGGACGACACUUGACAAAGUCCUCUCGAAAAUGGUCAUUGUUGUGCCUUGCAAGGAUGAGACACUCUCAGUCAUUAAGAGCGUCAUCUCUGCCAUACCUUCCAGCUGCCUCGUCAUCCUGGUCUCGAACUGCGAGAGAGGAGAACGAGAUCGCGAUCUGUACAUGCAGCAGGUGGAAAUGGUCAAAGCCUUUGCCAGACAGGGAAGGCACAUACUGGCCAUCCACCAGAAAGACCCCGCGGCAGCUGCCGCUUUCAAAGCCGCGGGAAUGCUGGACUUGGUCAACCCUUCAGAUGGCACCAUUCGAAACGGCAAAGGGGAGGGCAUGCUUCUCGCCAUUGCUGUCGCCGCAGCCUUCUCCCGUACCAGGCGAUAUAUCGGCUUUGUUGACGCCGACAACCUCCACCCGAGCUCGGUCAACGAGUACUGCAGGGCGUUUGCCGCCGGAUUCGCCAUGUCAUUGGCGCCUGAUCGGGAAAACACCAUGGUUCGACUCAAAUGGGCAUCCAAACCCAAGAUGAGAAACGGGAGGAUCGAGUUGGUUGCCGAGGGCAGAUGCUCAAAGGUCGUCAACCCUUGGCUCAACCGACUCCUCAUGGCUUGUGGCGGCAACAGCGGUCCCAGGGGCAUGUCGGACACCGACAAAGACAAGGGUUUCAUCACCACUGGCAACGCCGGUGAGCAUGCCAUGACAAUGGACCUAGCCCUCAAGCUCAGAAUGGCGGCCGGAUACGCCAUCGAGCCGUUUCACUUCGUCGACCUGCUGGAGCGAACCCAGACCCUGUCGGUUUCGGGCAAGGCAGCCGCGAAGCAAAACCACACCGCAAAAGGAACGGCAGACACUGGAAGCUCUGCCGCCGCUAGCCGCGCGGGCGCCGGCAUUAAGACCCCGAAGCCCCUGGACAAGCCGGUGCGAGUGCUCCAGGUGCGCACUCUCAACCCUCACUUCCACCGAUCAACGGACGACGACCACAUCACCAGCAUGUGGGCGGCCGGACUCGGUUCCAUCUACCACGGCACCGCCUCGUAUCGCCACAUCCAAAACUCGGAUGGCGGUCCGAUCUCGAAGCUGCGCCGCGAGCUGGACGCCUUCGCCGUUGAACGGGGCGGCUACGACAAAGAGACCGGAGAGCUCCCUCGACCAAGGGUAUACCAGCCUUUGGAGGACAUGGACAUGGCGAUGUUUCGGGAGGUGCUGGGAUCGAGUUUGGGGGCCGGGUCGCUACGGGCUUUAGGGUUCGUGGGCUGGCAUUCAGGCACGAUUUGAAUCUUCGGGGGACUUGCAUCUGUCAACAUCUUCCUUGCACUUCUCCUCGACACUUUCCUUCGGAUAUUUACCCAAAUUAUCCAAUCUUGCGUUCAAGAUAUCUCUUCGCGGGCAGGAUCUCCGUCGCAAGACACCCUCAGAGUUUAACUCAGACAUCGUCUCAUUUGAUAGACGUAAUAUUAAACCUGCCUUAGGAAACAACCGGAAACGUAAGGCUCUGGCCGUGAACAUACCGUACCAUAGCCGCUUAACAUGAUCUACCCUGA